AUGCUAUUAUCAUGUAAUAAAGUAGAAACUCGACUUUUAGAUGGUAGCGAUAAUAAUAAAAACAAUCCAGCUUCGGGUACUCCGCAACAAAAUUUUCAAGCGAAAUAUCCUCCUGAACCUUUUUUUGGUCCAGACGGUGAUUCGAUGAUAAAAUGUCCUUCUGACAUUGUUAACGACGCUGACCUAACACAAAAACCACCUAAUUGUGCAGAUCCACUACCAGCUGAUAAUUAUCCAAUGCCAAGAUGUAUUUCUAACAUUUUAGCAAAUUAUCGUUUGGGCAAGUUUGAUAUUGGGAAAGCAAUGAGUUAUCGAUCUAAAAGACGAACUAGUCAUUUGACUACUUUUUUUGCUGAAUUUGUUGGUUAUGAUCUUAUCAGUUCAUCAAAUAAUGUUAAAUCAGAUCAUCAACUGUAUAUACCAUCUGAUGACAAAACGUAUAAUUCAUAUUCAUAUAGUUCAUUACCAGGUCAAUUAAGCGAUCUUAGGUUUUUACCUUUUAAUCGAUCGGAUUUUCUUAAUACUACUACACAAAAAUCCAAGCGCACUAGUUACAAUAAUUUAACUCCUUUUCUGGACUUGAGUCCUAUUUAUGGUGUCACUGCUGAAAAUGCAAAAAAUCUUCGUGAAGGUAAUAGAGGAAAAUUAAAGACCAGUGGAAAUGCAUAUGAUCCUUACCCAUUUAAGGAUCCAACAACAGGAAAUUAUGUUACUGGACCUGUUGGAAAGCGAGCAAUUAAUGUUUUUACAAUGGCUAUUCUGACUAUUUGGUUACGUGAACAUAAUAGAUUAUGUGAUGAGUUUUAUGAAAAAAAUGGUGAUGCAUGGACUGAUGAUCAAUAUUUUGAAGAGGCUAGGAAAUGGAAUAUUGCAUUUUAUCAAAGAGUUGUUACUGAAGAAUAUCUUGGUGUUAUACUGGGUAAACCAUUAUCACCAUAUCAAAAAUAUGAUCCAGAUCUAACUCCAGGAAUUGAUGUUUUUUUUUCAACAAUAACAUUCAGAUAUAGUCAUAGUGAGCUGAGUGAUUUUUAUCAAAUUCAAGAUGAAUUUGGUAAUGCAAUCGUGGAAUUAUCAUUACAAAAUACUAUGAAACUAAAUUUACUAGAAAAAUUUGGUGUAGCAAAUUUGUUGGGAUCAAUGUCUUUGCAACGUCAAGAAGAUGUUGAUAUAUAUUAUUCUGAUGCAACAAGAAAUGUUCAAUCACCUGAACCAAACACUUAUGAUCUUGUGGCAUUUGAUGCACUAAGAGCUAGAGAUAGAGGAAUUGCAUUAUAUAAUGAUGUUCGUCAGGCAUAUGGUUUAGAAAAAAAAGAUUCAUGGGCAGAUAUAACUUCGGUUAAAGAAAUACAGGAUAACCUACAACAAUUUAGUAUUGACUUCUGUUCCCAUAGGAACAAUGCUAAAAUCAGCAAGAACAUGACAAGCUUGAGUAGUUGA
Entrophospora sp. SA101 is the source of this 1437-nucleotide messenger RNA. NCBI's taxonomy places the organism in Eukaryota, Fungi, Glomeromycota, Glomeromycetes, Entrophosporales, Entrophosporaceae. The record is from the annotation of a GenBank genome assembly.